This is a messenger RNA of Acanthoscelides obtectus, 552 nucleotides long. The record is from the annotation of a GenBank genome assembly. NCBI's taxonomy places the organism in Eukaryota, Metazoa, Arthropoda, Insecta, Coleoptera, Chrysomelidae.
AUGAAAGACUGUCAAUACGGGGAACUACUUCUUUACUCUGAAGUCCGAUGGUUAAGUAGGGGAGGAGUGCUGAAACGUCUUAAUGAUAUGAUAUCUGCCAUAGUUCGAUUUCUCAAACAACGAGAUGAACCGAUUCCGGAACUGGAAAAUUCGAUCUGGCUUAGAGAUUUUGGCUUUCUUUUGGAUAUUACAGAACAAUUAAAUGAACUUAAUUUGCAGCUUCACGCGAGAGACAAAGAACUAGAAGAAAUGACUUCCGAUAUAAAAGCGUUUCUCAAAAAGCUUGAGUUUUGGGAAAAAAUCGAUGGCGAUACCAGGCAUUUUCCUGUGCUUUCAGAAAAGAUAUCUCAAAGUCCAUUAGAACCAUAUGACAGUAAAUAUCAUGUAGAAAUAGUCUCUAACUUGGAGGAUAACUUCAAAAAUCUUUUCAAGGAUUUCAACGAAAUUGCUACAAUGGCGCAAUUUGUUGUUUCACCCUUCAUGGGAAUUGAUAUCCAACAGUUUGCAACUUCUGUAACGCAUCAUUUUGGCGGAGACAUCGCUCCGACAUAA